CUUGUUCAUUCGCCCACCACGGAGCUGAACUCUGCACAUUGAUGUUGGUGAUAUCUCUGCAGCAUUGCCACCCAUGUUAGCCACUCACAGACCACGCGGCCCCUCCACAGAUGCUGCAAUGCUGCAUGAAAACCUGAUUAUCGCUAAAAGCGGCCCGACGCGCAUACGGAUGAUGGCCGCCAGCUAUAAGGAUGCCAGUGGGCGAGGGUUAAUGGUAUGCCCGCAUUUAUCACAAACACCCCGUCUUGUUCCCUCCAGCUCCUUCAGUAUGCCCAGAAAACGACGUGUUUUAUCUUUGCCUCAGAAGCUACCACCGUGCGACGGGCCAAAGCUCAAUAUCUUUCCAUAUCAUAAAUCGCGCAUUCAAUGGCUUGAGAGACUUGAUGAAGAUGACGACGUGACCUCAAGCCAAGGUUAUGUGUUUCGGGCUCUCAUUCGAGGCCGCGAGUACGCAGUAAAAGUAUUCAAGUUCUUUGACCCUAUGAGUACCGAGUACUUCUGGGGGCCACUAUUAGGUGAAGACACAUCUCUUGACACUGCCGCCUACUAUACCGAUCCGUUUUAUGCAGAAUGCCGAGCAUAUGGUCGAAUACGCGAAGCUACGGACAGAAGGAUUCUCAAAUCAGAUGUAGCUGUUGCCAGUCACGGAUUCUUCUUCCUUGAAUCAAAAGACCAGGAAGCUUUACAGAAUCGUAAUAUUGAUCUCGGACUGGAUUCGGUUGACAUCAAUUAUCAAAGGUCCACGAUCGGAGGGUUGAGAGCCAGAGCUAUCGUCAAAGAUGUUGCAUCUCCAGAAAGUGGCAUCACCUCGACGAACAUGAGAAGGAUCCUGGGUAAACUCGUCUCAAUGAACAAAGCAGGGAUAUAUAAUAUGGACAUACGUAUCGACAACUUCCGUGAUGGACGGCUAGUAGAUUUUGGAUCUUCUUGGACAGAGCCUCAUGCUCUUCUGGGCUCCUUGAGCUAUGAAGCUGCUACGGAAUCAAAGUUAGCGGAUCGGGUGAUGUUUGAACAAAUGAUUGAAGAUGAAGAGCUCAUGAACAGUGGGGAGGUUAAAGCGAUACAUCAUAUGCAGCUGAGAUCACAAGUCCAACGACAUUGAUGAUGGGUUUUGUUCGGAUUGCAUACGGAUAUUCAAUGAUACCUCCAAUUAUUGAACCUAGCCUAGAGCGCUUCUCGACAUCUCCUAAUGGAGCAUAUUAGAUAAGAACAUAAUGAAUGCUGGAAUGGCUUGUGGAAACAUCCUACUUGUCGGUUGCAUCAGCAUUGGCAAUGUAAAGAGUGCCGCUGACACUAAAAUUAGUAGCCGCGGGCCUCGCUUUCUAUAAUUAGACACGCAAAUACAUGCAGAUUCAGCAGCAUACACCCACCUCGAUGGUGCGAUACGCGACAUACUCUCUUGAAAGCUGUCCCCC
This is a messenger RNA of Fusarium verticillioides 7600, 1415 nucleotides long. RefSeq lists its product as hypothetical. The transcript is spliced from 2 exons. The coding region runs from base 74 to 1102 and encodes 342 amino acids. The record is from RefSeq and is a predicted model, not a curated record. NCBI's taxonomy places the organism in Eukaryota, Fungi, Ascomycota, Sordariomycetes, Hypocreales, Nectriaceae.